AUCUGGCCCACGUUUUUCUUCGUGCUGUUGAACCGAAAGGUGCGGAACAGCCAUAGAUGCUAUUUUGAAAAAAAAACUCUGAAGGCGCAAAUGGCUUUAGCUGGUUGCCCAGACUCAUUUUUGCACCAUCCUUACCGGAUAGACAGUGUAGACCAGACGGCGCACAGUCGACGGGAUCUAGUGCAACCUGGAUUCCAGGAGCAAUCAAGUCGCAUCUCCUUAAAUCAUCAAGAUGACGACGUGGACUUGGAAGCUUUAGUUAACGAUAUGAACUCUUCGUUCGAAAGCCUGUACUCCACCUACAGCAUGCAUUCGGAAAGCAAACCACUGCUUCAGAAUGGCCAGCUCGGUCGCAGCCAGCCGCAGCCCGCCUCAGGAACAAACGUGCUUCAGCAGAAAGUGAACAGGUCGCAGCCAGUGCGCAUCACAGCAGUCAGACGCCUCCAAGAAGAAGAGCGACAGUUCCGAACGUCCUCUUUGCCUGCCAUACCAAACCCAUUUCCAGAGCUUUGCAGCCCGACGAGCUCACCUGUGCUGGCACCUGGAUCUCUACCUCAGAGUCAACCUGCCAAUAAACAGAGCGGUGCUUAGAAGAUCAUGAGCUGGUUAUCCAAGUUGAAUCCAUGAUGGGGAGUGAAAGCAAAUUUUUGUUCAGGAAGAAUUAU
Molecule: messenger RNA, 665 nt
Organism: Sphaerodactylus townsendi
Lineage: Eukaryota; Metazoa; Chordata; Lepidosauria; Squamata; Sphaerodactylidae
Gene: GRB10
Product: growth factor receptor bound protein 10
Exons: 6
Coding region: 91-591 (166 amino acids)
Source: RefSeq, a predicted model, not a curated record